Molecule: messenger RNA, 768 nt
Organism: Hirsutella rhossiliensis
Lineage: Eukaryota; Fungi; Ascomycota; Sordariomycetes; Hypocreales; Ophiocordycipitaceae
Product: DDE superfamily endonuclease domain-containing protein
Exons: 2
Coding region: 1-768 (255 amino acids)
Molecular function (GO): nucleic acid binding
Source: RefSeq, a predicted model, not a curated record
AUGCGAGGUCAGUCGGCAUUAACCGACCAGGAACAGCCUGGAAAACUCGUAUCCAGAGACCAGGAGGCCAACUUGGUUGCAUGGAAUCUUCGCCAAGAAUCUCUGGGUUACGCUCCGUCCCAGAGUCAAAUCCGCGCCUGCGUUGUUGCCGUUCUGAAACAGCAAGGCUGCGACUCAAGAUUGGGACGUCAUUGGGUAGAAAAGUUCAUUCAACGCCAUCCGGAACUUAGAAGCAAGGUCGGUAGGCGUCAGGAAGCCAACAGAUUCGACUCAUUUACUCCCAAAGCAGUGCACUGGUACUUUGACGUCAGGGAGAAGGAGUACGGGUGGAUCAAGCCGGAGAACACGGUAAAUGUUGAUGAAGGGGGGAUUAUGUCGGGCUUUGGUCUGGACAGUCUGGUGGUUGGAAGUUCGGACCCUAAACGGAAGACUCUUCUCAAGGGACCCCAGUCCCGCAGCUGGACCACUUUUAUAGAGGCCAUCACCGCCGACGGGCGCGCCUUGACUCCUGGCAUCAUAUUUAAGGGCAAAGAUCUCCAGGCACAGUGGUUUAAGGACGAGUUUCGAGAAUUUGCGGAUUGGAACUACAUAACUUCACCAAAUGGAUGGACGGACAACCACAUUGCCGUCGAAUGGCUUGAGGAAGUCUAUUUGCCUCAGACGCGGCCUGACGACGACUCUGAGGCCAGGCUUAUCAUCUGGAUGGACAUGGGAGUCAUUCAACGGUUCGUCCUUUGUUUUUAUGGCGAUGAGGCCCUGCUGAUUUGA